CACACCCCCACGAUGCUCUAUGCCCAUCACCGGAACAGCCAAACUGGUGGACACCCCUUUCCCUACCGGUCUGUGCGUGUCCCUCCCCAAUUUUGGGGGUGUCGGGAGCCAAUUUCCGGGCUGAAACAACGCUCGAGUUGAGAAGGAAGUACGACGGCCCGCGGGGAGGAGGAAGGCAGCCAGAGCUGGAGUUUCCAGGGCUGGCUGGGUGCCCUGGUGCUGCUGGGCACCCUGAUGCUGUGCCGUGGUCUGCGCCGCCCCGGUAGCCCCCCGCACCAUCCCCACGUCCACUGCUACAGCGUGGGUGAGCUGCGGGACGGCGAAGCCCCCGCGCAUCUCUUGGGCCGCAGCCUGCGCUGGGACCACUACGUGCCGGUGCAGCUGGUGCCGCAGCUGGAACGCUUGCAGGAGGCCAACGCCGGCCAUCGCCGCCACCGUCGCCAUCGCGAGCGUGCCUGCCCCACGCUGCAGCUCCGCGCCGGCCUUCGCAGCGAACCCAACGAGCGCUCCAUCUCCCCGUGGCGCUACCGCAUCGAUGAGGAUGAGAACCGCUACCCGCGCAAGCUGGCCUUCGCCGAGUGCCUCUGCAGCGGCUGCGUGGACGUCAAGACGGGUCGGGAGACGACGUCGCUCAACUCCGUGGCCAUCCACCAGACCAUGAUGGUCCUGCGGCGCAAGCCCUGCCCACGUCCCACCGGCCCCGGCCUCGUCACCUUCGAGGUGGACUAUAUUAGGGUGCCGGUGGGCUGUACCUGCGUCCUGCCCCGCACCGGGCGCUGAGCCCCCCGACCCCGGCUCCCGUGGAGCCCCAUAGCGUGACCGUGUCACC
This is a messenger RNA of Harpia harpyja (harpy eagle), 829 nucleotides long. It is a transcript of the gene IL17C, whose product is annotated as interleukin 17C. Lineage: Eukaryota; Metazoa; Chordata; Aves; Accipitriformes; Accipitridae. Gene Ontology annotation, molecular function: cytokine activity. Bases 235 to 780 code for a protein of 181 amino acids. The record is from RefSeq and is a predicted model, not a curated record. The transcript is spliced from 3 exons. Gene Ontology annotation, biological process: inflammatory response. Gene Ontology annotation, cellular component: extracellular region.